Molecule: messenger RNA, 792 nt
Organism: Acomys russatus (golden spiny mouse)
Lineage: Eukaryota; Metazoa; Chordata; Mammalia; Rodentia; Muridae
Gene: Dynap
Product: dynactin associated protein
Exons: 3
Coding region: 37-792 (251 amino acids)
Biological process (GO): activation of protein kinase B activity
Cellular component (GO): plasma membrane; Golgi apparatus
Source: RefSeq, a predicted model, not a curated record
UCUUGGCGUUAAGCUUGCGGUAUUUCCAGCUGAAGAAUGGAGAGAAAGCAUGGAAAAUACGUAGUGAACGUGGAACACGCUGGAGAACAGCAACCAAGCACCUGUUCACAUGGCCAAGAAGCUCAGCCUGCCACACACUGGUGUCCACCUUUAAAUGAUGUAGCUGGAAAUGUCUCCUCCAACUUGUCUGGGGUCUGGGUGAGCCCAACAGUCCUUGAACAUUCAGAGUGCCAGCACCCAGAGCCACACAGUGCACAGGUGGCUAGAAAUGGCUGUGGUGACUGGUCUCUGUGCAAAGUCUUCCUGGCUUCCCUCUUAGCCUCUGUAAUAACAACAGCGAUUGGAGUACUCAUCCUAAGCCUGGUGAAUAGAAACAAUCCCCCCAUUGUUAUUCAGUUAACCUCAAACACUGACACCUCUACACUAACACCUGGAACAACCUCUAUUACUUCUCAAACCACAGUGGCUACUUCCACAGGGUCUACAACUACCACAACGUCACCUGAAACUACAGCCACAACAGCCACCAUAGUUUCUACUGAGCCUGCAAGGACAUCCACUUCAACCCAGCCAUCAACCUCUGCAGCAUCCACUGAAACUCGUGCCACAACAACCAGGGCCAUGACUUCAACUCAACCUGUAACUACAGCUGACACCACCUCAACUUCAUCUGUGUCCACAAGCACAGCUGCCUCAACCCAGCCCACAGCCUCUGCUACAUCCACCGGAACAUCAGCCACAACCAUGGAUUCAACUCAACCUGUAACCACAUCAACAGCAACAUCCUCCUGA